AUGUCAACCACAACCAACCGAAUUGCAACUGGAGAGUUUGUUAGACGUAAAUGGUUAUCUUAUUCUCCAACUGAGGAUAAAAUUUAUUGUAUAGUGUGCAAACAAUUUGGCACAACAGAUGGAAAAUCUAACCAACUUGCUAGGUGUGGUUCAAACGACUGGAGACAUAUUUCUUAUAAACUUGAUAAUCAUGAAGCAUCACCAAACCAUUUGCAGUCAGAGGUUAGAAAAGUAAUGUAUUUGAGUAAUCAAAGAGUAGAUUUAAAAUCUUUACAAAACUCUAAUACCAAAGUUGCUGAAAAUAGAGAGAUUGUAAAAGUAAUAUUAGAAGUGUUACUAUAUCUCGCUCGUCAAAAUUCAUCUUUUAGAGGUCAUGAUGAAUCUUGGCUAUCUAAUAAUCAGGGAAACUUUCUUGAAUUAAUUAAGCUUUUUGCUAAACAUAAUGCAUUACUUUCUUCUCAUAUCGCUACACUUGAAUCUGCCGAGAAAAAAAAUCGUUUGACUUUUUUAUCUAAUAACAGUCAAAACACAAUGCUUUUAGUUAUGAGUGAUAUCGUUCGUUCUCAAAUAUUAAAAAAAGUGAAAAAAGCUGGAAUCUUCUCAAUUAUGAUCGACACCACUACUGAUGUUUCCAAUAUAGAACAGUUUUCUCUGAUUUUGCGGUUUGUGGAUGAAUUUGGUGAAGUAAAAGAAAGACUUGUGGCUUUAGAAUCUACAAAUGAUGCAACUGGCAAAGGUAUGUUUGAUUUACUAUGCAAUAUUUGCGUUAAAUAUGAUUUAGACUGGAUAAAUAACUUAUGCGCACAAACAUAUGAUGGAGCCGCGUCUAUGCAGGGGCAGUAUUCAGGUCUUCGUUCAUAUGUACAAAAAAAGAAUCCUCGUGCUUUGUAUGUUUGGUGUUUUUCACAUGUUCUCAAUUUGGUGGUAGUUGAUACAUGUGACAGAUGCAUUAGUAUAAGAAAUUUUUUUGGAGAUAUGCAAGUUCUCAUUUCUUUUAUGAGAGCAAGAAAACGAACAGCGAUUUUUUUAGAAGAACAAAAAAAGUGUUCUCCAAAUGAUAGAGUUCUCAGAAUAAAAAACUUUUCUUCAACCCGUUGGACAUCACACGACAAAGCAAAUUCAGUUAUUGAAAACAAAUAUGAUGCUGUAAUGAACACUUUAGAAAUAUUGUCAAAAUCUAUGGAUCGUGAUUGUUCAUCUACAGCUAAAAACUUGUUAGAAAUCUUAUCAUCUUUUAAAUUUGUUACAAAUCUUCUGUUAAUGAAAAAUAUUUUUGCAUUUACCACGCCUUUAUCAAAAUACCUUCAAUCACCAUCUAUUGAUUUUAUUCAGGCACUAAGUAUUGUUGAUUCGACUACUAAAAAAAUUAAAAAUAUUAGAACAGUUCAAUGUGCAGAUGAUUUAUUGAUGGAAGCUAAACAAUUCGCCAUAAGUAAAGGCCUUACUGAAAUGGAUUUUCCUCAAGAACGUGUUCGACGCAAAAAAAGAAUGCCAGGUGAAAAUACAUCCGAUCAAUGUGUUACAAAACCAGAUGAUAAGUUUAGAACAGAAGUGUAUUUUGUCAUUGUAGAUCAAAUUUUAUCAUCAAUAAACAGUAGAUUUGAAGGUUCUCGGACAAUAUUAUAUGAUUUAUCUCUUUUAUCGUUUGAUCGUAUAUUAAAUGUCAAUAAAGGAUUGAUAGUCCCAAAUAAUUCAUUUUCUUCACUAGUGAAAUGGAUACCUAAUCUUAAACUUAGUGAAUUAAAAAAUGAAUAUUUUUCAUUUUCUUCAUGUAUAAUGAAACUUCAGAAAGGCAUGACACUGGAACAAUCAAAUACUAUAAGACUGGAAUCAACCCAAUCCUGUAAUGAUUAUGAGAAUAGUACUUCAUCUGAAGAUUCUGAAAAUGAAGAUAGUACAACUGAUAAAACCAAACUCAAUUCCAUACAAAUAUUGAAACUUUUAAAUUCUUACAACUUGAUUUCAGCAUUCCCCAAUUUAUAUACAGCUUAUAAAUAUUUGUGUACCAUUCCAUCUACUUCAGUGUCAAAUGAGCGAUCUUUCUCUAAACUUAAAUUAAUUAAAACCAGAUUGAGAUCUACCAUGCAUCAAACCCGCUUGGAAAGUUUAAUUUUACUGUCAUGUGAAAAGGAUAUUUCAAUUGAUUUAGAAGAGCAAAUAAGCACGAUGAUUAUCACUACCUUGGGUUCGAACGAUAUAGGAUUUAAUACUUUUAACUUCUGGUCUUUAUAA
Messenger RNA from Myzus persicae (green peach aphid), 2232 nucleotides. Its product is annotated as zinc finger MYM-type protein 1-like. The coding region runs from base 1 to 2232 and encodes 743 amino acids. The transcript has 3 exons. Gene Ontology annotation, molecular function: protein dimerization activity. Lineage: Eukaryota; Metazoa; Arthropoda; Insecta; Hemiptera; Aphididae. The record is from RefSeq and is a predicted model, not a curated record.